GGAUUACAUAUCGAAUCUGAGGUUAUAGUUUAUUGUAUAAGCUAUUGUCUUUGGUUGGUGGCCCACAGUUUUGUUGGUUAUACAGUAAAUGUACCCUCACGAUGCGGCCAUUUAAGUUUGGUUGGCGUUCCACAAAGGAACUCCCAGAUCUUCAUGAAGAAGUUAUCCAGGGAAAUAUAAACCCUAUCGCAAUGUCAAAUUCGGCAAAGACAAGUGUUUCCCCUAUCAGUACAACACAAGCCAGUACAGCGUGCCACGCAGAUGCCAAAGAGCAAGAUAUAUCCUAUGAUUACUACCAGUUGUAUAGAGGAGAAUCAGAUACCGAUAGUGAUGAAUUCUACGAUACAAUCGGCGAUAUUUACACCUUGGGAGUUACGGAGAGUAAUGACAAGGCCGCUUUGUACGGUCGAAUGAUGCAUUAUUAUGCAGACCAAACUGGUAGGAUAUCACAUCCACAUAGUAGCCGCAGCAAGCUGGUACUAUGGUAUAUGCUAGUAAUCUUGGUGUCUAAUCCCAUAAUAGGGUUGUAUACCAUGCGCCACUUCAAAGACUGGGACACAUGGGUAACGCGAGAUGUAGUUAUCACGGAUGCCGUGAAGCCAGUGCCCUUUGUGAACGUUAGCCCAUCAGCACCCCAACUGCGCAGUACGCCAACAGAGGAAUUGCCGUUAACACUGUCGCACGAAGAGCAUGGGAUUCUCUCUAAAGUAGCAAAGACGUUUUCACGCAAGGUUACCUGGUAUGCCUACUAUGAAGUGUUUGGCGAAUUGGUGUUUGCACUGUUUACGUUAACGCUUUUAUGCACAAGUGGAAUGUGCUGCACUAACGGAGAGCACAGGGUACAGUCGAUGAUACCCGUUAUCGGUGUACUGUACACCAUGAUAUACAAGCUCCUGGCGAUGUACGUACUGAUACUUAGUUUCAAGAUACUGUUCUUUUACCUAGUGGCAGCACACCCAAAUGUGGCACAAAGCUUGCCCUUGGUGUUAAUAAAGCUGCUAGGGUUACCAGGCACUGACGCGUCAAAUCCAGCGGAAUGUGCCGCAAUGUCCCAGCUAGUACAGCUGGAUAAGGUAGCACACCGAUGGGUGCUGGUGUACUGCCUAGAGAAUGUCUAUAUCACUAUAACCGAGUCGAUAGAGACGACAUAUGCAUUGUAUAACAUCCUGAAGAGAUGUGUAAAGAAGGUGCUUCGCAAAAUACGAAGACAACAGGAACUAGUCUACUUCACCGUGGGAAGCCCGUCUAACGUGGAGUCAAGCUCUAGCGGCUCAGGUAACUACUCAUGUUCAUACAUGCUGUUGGACAGCUUAUUGAACAAGGUCUCCGCUCCACAGGAAAGUUAUAUCCACCACCUGUACAACAACCCGAAAACGGAUGUUGGUACAUACCUAGCAAACGUAGACGUCGAAAUGUUUCAACAUGGCAUAGAAGAAGUAGGAGCCAAACUGUUAAGCAAACUUGGCAAGAAAAACAAUGUAUAACAUUAAAAUAUAAUGAGUCCAGCAGUAAA
Molecule: messenger RNA, 1513 nt
Organism: Babesia bovis T2Bo
Lineage: Eukaryota; Apicomplexa; Aconoidasida; Piroplasmida; Babesiidae
Product: putative integral membrane protein
Exons: 1
Coding region: 102-1484 (460 amino acids)
Source: RefSeq, a predicted model, not a curated record